AAGCGACGCUGCGUCUGCCCCAUCUGGAUGGGAGUCUAAGUGGUCCUAUUACCCAGAGGACUUCAGCGGGGGCAUACUCGGGCAAAGUCGAUUUGCUCAGAGCCGAGCCUUGCCCACAGGGCCACCGUGGGGCAAACGGGUGCGCGGGGUACAGACACCCUCCGUGGGCUGAGUCAGUGGGCAGAUGAGGGACAGGGAGGGCCCGCAGGCUUGGUCAGGGGUUCUAUAAUUGGAAAGAGGAGGCGGUGCCCGCCCGGCCCCGCGCGGCCACUGCAGGCCAGGUGUCCAGAUUGGCAGCAAGCCGAGUGCUCCUGCAGAGUCUCAGGGUCCUUUCCCCGCAGGACGCGCCCGGCCGGCUUGGCGUGGGCAGAUUCGUUGGCCACAUAUUUGAGCCUCUUCCCCUUCCAUUCUAGGCUGCCGCGGGCCCCGCGGAGCGAGACCACCUGUGAGGGCUGCUGAGAUUGGCGGAGACAGUCAUGUGGGCGGUCACGUGCUGCGGCAAGCUCCGUCCAAAAGAAAAUGGGGUUUGGUGUAAAUCUGGGGGUGUAAUGUUAUCAUAUAUCACGCUACCUCGUAAAACCGACACUGAAAGCUGCCGGACAACAAAUCACAGGUCCAAAUUAUGAGUUCUUCGUAUUAUGUGAACGCGCUUUUUAGCAAAUAUACGGCGGGGGCUUCUCUGUUCCAAAAUGCCGAGCCGACUUCUUGCUCCUUUGCGCCCAACUCGCAGAGAAGCGGCUACGGGGCGGGCGCCGGCGCCUUCGCUUCGACCGUACCGGGCUUGUACAAUGUCAACAGCCCCCUCUAUCAGAGCCCCUUUGCGUCCGGCUACGGCCUAGGAGCCGACGCCUACGGCAACCUGCCCUGCUCCUCCUACGACCAAAACAUCCCCGGGCUCUGCAGUGACCUCGCCAAAGGCGCCUGCGACAAGGCGGACGAAGGCGCGCUGCACGGCCCGGCCGAGGCUAAUUUCCGCAUCUAUCCCUGGAUGCGGUCUUCAGGGCCCGACAGGAAGCGGGGCCGCCAGACCUACACGCGAUACCAGACUCUGGAGCUGGAGAAGGAGUUCCACUUCAACCGCUACCUGACGCGGCGCCGCCGCAUCGAGAUCGCCCACGCGCUCUGCCUCACCGAGCGCCAGAUCAAGAUCUGGUUCCAGAACCGCCGCAUGAAGUGGAAGAAAGAGCAUAAGGACGAGGGUCCGGCCGCCGCAGCAGCCCCCGAGGGUGCCGCGCCCGCCGCCACAACCUCUGCCGCCGCUGACAAGGCCGACGACGAGGACGACGACGAAGACGAGGACGAUGAGGAGGAGGAGGAAUGAGGGGCUGAGCUGGGGCCAUGGCUGCACCAGACAGUCGGGAACGCGUCUUUAGAGACUCAUUGAUUUUAUUUACAAAAGUGGAAAAAAGUUAAAAAAUGUAAAACAAAGCAAAACAAAACACCCCUCCCGUCCCUAACCUGCGCCCCAUUUAUACCCCAUUACCCACUCCAGGUCCCAACAUUUUUUGGACUGAGCAGUCGCCUAAAAUGGGUCUCUUUGGGGAUCCCUCUGCCUCCAAGGAACCGCAACAGACACCCCCCAAACCCAGGCCGGCCAGCUCUGUGCUGGUGCGGCUAAAAUACUACCUAGCACAGGCCUCAGCUAGAGGCACCCCAAAACUACCUAUGGGCCCAGCCCCGAAGGGCCUCCACUCCCAGGAAGCCCAGAAGUGUCCCAACACUGGCCGACACCCGGCACCUCCCCCAUACCGGCAAGGACCUGACUCUCAGUACUACCUACUGCCCCAAACUACCUAUUUUGUGCUUGCUGGCUCGCCUCCUACCUAACCAGCCCCUCCCUUGUCAGGCCCUUGCUGCUUCUGGAUGGCAGCCUUUGGGAUCCCUAAGGCUGCGCUUAGAAGGCACUGGGGUCCAGGGACAGGGUAUUGGCUUCUAUUUAAAUUGAAAAAUAAUAUAUUUAUUCCAAAGCAUUGUAAGUGCUGCAAUCUAGAAUCCCUCCUUCUCUGGCCUGGGCACCCCAAGUUCAGGCCCAUCAUCUUCUGGAGGGGAGCAUUCCCAAGUUAGCUGUAGACCUCUGAGUUAGCUAGUGUUUAAUAGGACUGCAGAGAUGCUCCCAGCUUCCCUGCCUCCUCCCCUGACCCUUGUGUCCUCCUGUCCAGCCUUGUUGAAUAUGUAUACCCUUACUUUUCCUACAAUAGCAAAUACUGUAUAUUUGAACAAGAUUUUUUUGUCAUUUAUAUAGUCUUGGAGCUCAUUUGUAAGGCAAUGUCUUGACUUGGGAAGGAUGUGUUAACGGGGUGACUUUGCAGCAUGGUGUGUUGUCUUGAGCUAACUCUAUAGUGGGUGGGGAGAGCCUAUGCCCUCCUCAAUGCCCUUCAUCUCUUGUGUUGUCCUACAUCCCUUCAUCCCUCUUGGCUCUAGCCUGGGGUUCCAGGAACAGGAAGGUAUGCUUUCUGUCUUGCCCAGCUAACCAUGUUCUAUGUAACAGAAAAAUAAAGAUGCUUGGUGACAAAGAAA
Messenger RNA from Manis pentadactyla (Chinese pangolin), 2517 nucleotides. It is a transcript of the gene HOXA7, whose product is annotated as homeobox A7. Gene Ontology annotation, cellular component: nucleus. The transcript has 2 exons. Bases 623 to 1321 code for a protein of 232 amino acids. Lineage: Eukaryota; Metazoa; Chordata; Mammalia; Pholidota; Manidae. The record is from RefSeq and is a predicted model, not a curated record. Gene Ontology annotation, biological process: anterior/posterior pattern specification; regulation of transcription by RNA polymerase II. Gene Ontology annotation, molecular function: DNA-binding transcription factor activity, RNA polymerase II-specific; RNA polymerase II cis-regulatory region sequence-specific DNA binding.